This is a messenger RNA of Carassius auratus (goldfish), 1150 nucleotides long. RefSeq names its product trace amine-associated receptor 7e-like. Gene Ontology annotation, biological process: G protein-coupled receptor signaling pathway. The record is from RefSeq and is a predicted model, not a curated record. Gene Ontology annotation, cellular component: membrane. Lineage: Eukaryota; Metazoa; Chordata; Actinopteri; Cypriniformes; Cyprinidae. The transcript has a single exon. Gene Ontology annotation, molecular function: trace-amine receptor activity. The coding region runs from base 152 to 1150 and encodes 332 amino acids.
UUUAUCUGGUGUUGUGGAACCUCCAGGAAUCAGUGUAGGUUGUGUUUCAGAUGAUGAGCGAUUCAGAGCUGUUGGAGAUACAUAUAGCAUCUUCAGAAGUGGUUAUGCAUUUUUUAUAUGAAGGAAGUCACAGGGAGAAAUACGCUUUACAAUGAAUCUUACAGCAAUGAACCAAAGCGAUGUCUGUCAGGAAUAUUUGUGUUUAGAGAGAUCUGUUUCUUUUUCUGUCUAUGUGAUUCUGUAUGCGGCUGCAGCAGCUGUGUCUCUUCUGACCGUGUGUGGAAACCUGCUGGUCAUCAUCUCUGUUAGUCACUUCAAGCAGCUCCACACACCUGCGAACAUCCUCAUCCUCUCUUUGGCUGUGUCCGAUCUUCUAGUUGGAGUUUUUGUGAUGCCUUUUCACUUAUCUUGGCUUAUUGAAUCAUGUUGGAUUUCUGGUCCAGUGAUGUGUUCAGUUUUCAGUUUUGUGACUUUUCAGGCAACAAGCGUGUCUGUUCAUACUGUGGCUCUGAUAGCAGUUGAUCGCUUUUUGGCUUUAAGUUCUCCUUUUCUUUACUCUGAGAAGAUCUCAACUGCUGUGAUCUGCAUAGCAACUAUAUUUAACUGGCUGUUUUCACUCCUUUAUAACUUUACUCUUCUUUAUGUUAAUGGAAAAUUCACUGAUGUCACGUGUCCAGGAGAAUGUCUUUAUAUCGUAGAUGAGGUUUCAUCCCUCAUUGACCUCAUAGUUGUGUUUCUUAUGCCUUGUACACUCAUUAUAAUAUUAUAUUCUCAUGUUUUUGUCAUUGCUAAGAGACAUGCGACUGCCAUAAGAGCUCUUCAGAUUCACAACAGAACAGAAUCCUCCAAAAACAGAGUCAGUGACAAAUCAGAGCGAAAAGCCGCAUUAGCACUCGGGAUUCUGGUUUUUGUGUUUCUCCUGUGUUUACUGCCAUAUUAUAUAUUUUCUUUAACAAAUUUCUUAAAAGAUGACUCAUUUUCUAAUCUUAUCAACAGUGUUUUGGUUCUCUUUUACCUUAAUUCCUCCAUCAAUCCACUUAUCUACGCUCUGUUGUACCCUUGGUUUAAGAAAAGUGUUAAGAUAAUUAUCACUUUUAAAGUAUUGAACACAGACUCCUCUCUGAUGAAUGUUCUGUCAUUAAGCUCUUAA